This is a messenger RNA of Emericellopsis atlantica, 1236 nucleotides long. RefSeq lists its product as uncharacterized. The record is from RefSeq and is a predicted model, not a curated record. The coding region runs from base 1 to 1236 and encodes 411 amino acids. Lineage: Eukaryota; Fungi; Ascomycota; Sordariomycetes; Hypocreales; Bionectriaceae. The transcript is spliced from 3 exons.
AUGGACUCUUUGCCAGUCGGCAUAACACCAACGGCGCACUCUCUGUCGUCGCGUCGCGCUGCUGCCGAGAACCUACCGCCCUUCACAAUCCCCCAGAUACACAGCGCAGGCAUACCUCGAACCGGCGCCAGCCCUUCAAGCCUGGGCCUCAACUCGGCUGGAUCAACAACUCCCCAAGCAAACUCGAUGCAAUCACAAGGUCACUAUACCUUUGGCCACAGCCACGGCUCGUGGCCGACACCGGCACCAUCGCAGCCGCACAUGGCCAAUACUUCACCUACACAGGCCCGGCCCAUCACGAAUGGUCAUCAGCAUCAGCAACACCACCAGCAGCAACAGCAACAACAUCACCAGCAGCCAUUAACGACAUACGACGGGCGGGCAAAUCAGUUCGCGCACUCCACUGCCUACAUGAACCACGGCGCGCCAGAGAGGUCUUCACCCUCUCCUGUUGGCCACCAUGGCCUGCAGCAGCCGUCGAAUCACGAAUAUGAGCACCACGCGCCAUUCUCCCCUCACGGGCAAACUACGACGCAGCACUCCGUGCCCUUCCCGGGGCAUCAGCUUCCAUCAGUCACCCAGCCCCAGCACAUGGGGUCGACGUCAACGGCGCCAACGCAGGCUGGGUACGGAUUUGCACGGCCACCGAGCGCAUCUCCCCAAGUGCCAACUCUACAUUCACAAUAUCAGGGGCCAAGGUCACCCCUGGGAACGACAGCAGGCGGAAACCCGGGCAUGUAUCCUGGCGUGCGCGGCUCAGGAUCAAUGCCGCUGCCCUAUGUACAGCAGCCCAUGAACCUACCGCAUCACGCCCAAGCGCGACCACCGCCCUCCCUGUCCGGACAGCCUGCGUACCCCAUGCCGGGUAGCUUUGCGCCUUCGCAACACAUGGGUCAGAUGCCGGGCCAGGUUGCUUAUUCGCUACCGCACAACUACCUGUACAACCCGCACGCGCAGGGCAACGGCGCAGCCGAGCGACCCUUCAAAUGCAACUCGUGCCCCCAGGCCUUUAGUCGCAAUCACGAUCUCAAGAGGCACAAGCGAAUCCACUUAGCCGUGAAGCCCUAUCCUUGCACAUACUGCGAUAAGCAGUUCUCGCGGAAGGACGCGCUCAAGCGUCACCGGCUCGUCAAGGGCUGCGAGCAAAAGGUACUGGCACAGCAAAAGAAAGACCAAGGGGGCGACAGACGAGACGACGAUGAUGGUAGUGUCAGCUCUGUCGAUGAACGAAGUUGA